Molecule: messenger RNA, 1453 nt
Organism: Vigna angularis (adzuki bean)
Lineage: Eukaryota; Viridiplantae; Streptophyta; Magnoliopsida; Fabales; Fabaceae
Product: protein TORNADO 2
Exons: 2
Coding region: 264-1073 (269 amino acids)
Biological process (GO): auxin-activated signaling pathway
Cellular component (GO): plasma membrane; plasmodesma
Source: RefSeq, a predicted model, not a curated record
UUCUUAUUUGUCCAAAAGACCUACAUUGCUCUCAUGGCUGUCUACUUUUUCUCUCCUUUGCACUAAUGUACAAGGUAUUCCUUUCCGAAAAGUCUUCCUAGAAUAUGACCUGAACAUGAAAAACCCAAUUAUUAAAUGCAAGUAUCGAAGGUAAGGAACAAAUUCACGUGGGGUUAAUUAGUAAGCAUGACUCCUCUAUACUAGUAUCUAAUUAAACCUCAGAUCAACCACCACCAAAUACCAUCCUUGUAACUAUAACCAUAAUGGCACUCAGCAACAACGUGAUAGGGGCCAUCAACUUCGUUGCGGCACUUCUCUCAAUUCCAAUCAUUGCUGCAGGGAUCUGGCUAACAACAGAGCCAGCAGAUUCGUGCGUCAAAAUUCUUCAAUGGCCUGUCAUAAUCUUGGGGGUUCUCAUACUUGUAGUGGCUCUGGCAGGGUUUCUAGGAGCCUUCUGGAGAAUCCCUUCGCUUCUGGUCUUCUACCUGGUUGCAAUGUUCGUGCUUAUUCUGUUGCUUGUUAGCUUGGUGGUUUUCACCUAUGCUGUCACCCUUAGAGGCCAUGGCAACAUUGAACCCAAUCGCUCCUACUUGGAAUAUCGUAUCGAUGAUUUCUCACUUUGGCUUCGUCGAAGAGUACGAAGCUCAAACAGAUGGGACAACGUUAGAAGGUGUCUUAUGUCGUCAAAUAUAUGUGCUGAGUUGGAUCAACGCUACCGAACGGCGCAGGACUUCUUCAACGCACACCUAACCCCCAUUCAGUCAGGGUGCUGCAAGCCUCCAACAAAAUGUGGUUACACGUUUGUGAACCCGACGUAUUGGAUCAGCCCCAUCAACACGGCAGAAGACAUGGAUUGCAUGAAAUGGAGCAACGACCAAGCACAACUUUGUUACAACUGUGAUUCAUGCAAAGCUGGUUUGUUGGCAACCCUUAGGGUGGAGUGGAGAAGGGCCAAUGUGAUCUUGAUCGUUACUCUUGUUGCUUUAAUUGCAGUCUAUUUGGUUGGCUGCUUUGCCUUUAGGAAUACCAAAACGGAUGAGCUCUUUCGCAAAUACAAGCAAGGUUACUCUUAAUUGAGAAGAUCGAUUAUGUUUGAUAAUUUCAGGAACUCUUAGGGUUAGGUAAUGAACACUGAAUGUUGAUGCUGGUGGAGAGUGAACUGGGUCAUUUUGUGUUCUCUUAAUUAUUGGAAUUUUCUUUUAUUGAAGAGAAACGAACACAUCCAUCAAAUGUAUGAAUUUGGGAUAUUUUCUUUAAUGUUAAAUUUGAGAAGACUUUUGUUUUUGUAUAUUACUGUUGAGUGUGUUGAAGAAACUAUAAUGGAGAUACUAUUCAAAAAUAGAACCUAAGCAAAAUAUGACUUUGAAUAUGACUUGACCCACAUGGCCUUUAUCAUGAGAAUUAAAGCAACUUGCAUCAAUGUCCUCUUUAAAAAAUUUCCACUGGAAAAGAA